Molecule: messenger RNA, 5393 nt
Organism: Amyelois transitella
Lineage: Eukaryota; Metazoa; Arthropoda; Insecta; Lepidoptera; Pyralidae
Gene: gus
Product: protein gustavus
Exons: 5
Coding region: 677-1702 (341 amino acids)
Biological process (GO): proteasome-mediated ubiquitin-dependent protein catabolic process
Cellular component (GO): SCF ubiquitin ligase complex
Molecular function (GO): protein binding
Source: RefSeq, a predicted model, not a curated record
GCGACUAACAGGCCGAGCGCCUCGCGCCGACACGCGCCCGCGAACCUAUACUCACAUGUUCGCCAGUCGCCGCCCUUUGCACCAAUAUACCACUCAGUUCUCAGCUACCCUUCCAGACUGAAUCCCUAAGCACGCAAAGCGCCCGACCUCAACCGGUGGCCCUAAAUAAAAAGUUUAUCGACCCUUACGCUACUGCCAUAACAACCCUUAUUCACUUCAGUCGUAGUCUCUCCCUCUAAUUAUUGACUCCCCUAAAGUUUGUUGAAAAAUACUACUCUCGUUUCGGCAGUUUUAUUGCUCUGAUAUUUUUAUAUCCUUGCUCUCCCAUAUUAAUAUUCACAAGUAAAGAUUCUACAGUUCUAUUGUUUUCGAAAUAACCGGCAGUGCCUUCUCCUUCGUUUCCGCGAUCUUUUAAUUAGUUUAUUGAGUUGACAAUCAUUUUUUGUUAAAUCGUUUACCGGAAAGCUUUAUCUUUCGAGGCUGCGUAAGACGAAGUUGGCAAACGAUUUUGCGUCACCGUUAUCUGUAAUCAGGUCAAUCAAGGCGCUGAACCAUGACUCUGCAUUGACAUUGGCGCGCUGGUUUUCCCUGUGUAAGUGAAUGUGACACUGGUGUUUGGACUUGGCGAGGGGACCCAGGUGUAGUGUAUGGUAGCGUGUGGACGCCGCUGCAGCGGAUGUGCACACCGCUGCCGCCCUGGUGGUUUGUCCCGACUGGAAUGCCAGCAGCCCUUGAGCUAACUAGAUACAAGAGCGGGGUGCGCUCAGUGAGGAGCGGGGGCGGCGGCGGCGCGGAGGAGGCGCGGCGCGGCGGCCUCAAGGCGCUGCCCAAGCGCGCCCGUACACGCUGCAGGGGUAUGAACAUGGGGCAAAAGCUAUCUGGCGGUGUGAAGUCGGUGUCGCGCGAGUGCACCGCGCCAUUCAAAGCUGUAGUCGCCAGAGAGCUGGCACCGGAAUCGCCUCGGCCAGCGCGACUCGACGCGUUGCUAGACGCGCCGCCAGCGCACGCUGACUUACAAAUUAAACACGCGUGGAAUCCCGAAGAUAGAUCACUAAACAUAUUUGUAAAAGAAGAAGAUGCAUUAACAUUCCACCGACACCCGGUGGCACAAAGUACAGACUGUAUUAGAGGGCGAGUGGGUUACUCCCGAGGGCUCCACUGUUGGGAAAUAGUGUGGCCGGCACGGCAACGCGGCACGCACGCGGUAGUCGGGGUGGCAACAGCGCACGCGCCGCUCCAUUCCGUCGGGUACCAGAGUUUAGUCGGCGCGACCGACCAGAGUUGGGGAUGGGAUUUGGGAAGAAAUAAAGUAUACCACAACGCGAAAGGCACGGGCGGCAGCGGCACGACGUAUCCGGCUUUAUUACGGCCAAACGAGCAGUUCCUAGUCCCGGACAGACUUCUAGUAGUUUUGGACAUGGACGAGGGCACCCUGGCCUUCUGCGCCGACGGCCGGUACUUGGGCGUGGCGGCGCGCGGCCUGCGGGGCAAGACGCUGUACCCGAUCGUGUCCGCCGUGUGGGGGCACGCCGAGAUCACGAUGAAAUACAUCGGCGGGCUCGAUCCGGAGCCGCUGCCGCUGAUGGAGCUGUGCCGGCGCGUGAUCCGGCAGCGCGUGGGGCGCGGGCGGCUGGCGGCGGCGGCGCAGCGCCUGGCGCUGCCGCCCGCGCUGGCCGCCUACCUGCUGUACCGCGCGCCCUAGCGCCGCCUGCGCGCCCACCCCGCCCGGCGAGUGCCGGACGUCGCCUAAGCCUCUGCUCGAGGAAAGACUCUUUUGUUUUGACUUCUUGAGUGAUCGCUUAGCAAACAUAGCGCCGAAAGCACUGUUAGUCCUCGUUCAAUUUAGUCAAGAUAGAUUCCGUUGCGAAAUUCCACUCUUUGACGUUUUCCUGGAGUGAUUGCUCUGCAACUUUAGCCUCGAACGAAUAGAUCGUAUUAUUGGUAAAAGGCCCCAAUUAUUAGCUGCCUUCGUUGGAUUUAGUCAAGAUAGAUUCCGUUGCAGUAUUCCACUUGUAGAGAGAAGGUAGUAUGCUGUCGACGUUGCUGAACUGUUUAUUCACAGAUCUUGUACGAAAUACUGAAAACAUGUUAUAUUUUCAUCUAAACGACACGAUUAGAUUUCUAAAUACUAAAAAUUAUACCAAGACUAUAAUGUAAUGAAAUCAGAAUGUGUUUCCGCAACCAUGAAAUAUUCAGCAGCCACCAAUAAAUAAAGCAACAUUUUUUAUUAUUAAAAAUCGAUUACGAUCUUACAUUUAUGAACUUGAUCUGGAACUCGAAUAAUUCGCGGCUAUUUUUAGUUAAUUUAAUAAUUAAAAUUGUAUUUUAAUAUGUCGACGACCACAGCCCAGCGUCAACUAUUGGCCGUUAAUAAAAGAUCAUUUGGCUUAUCGUCGCGCAAACUAACACAAAAAUGGAGGAGUGCUUAUGCUGUUUUUAAAUUCCACCGCGACCGCCUGGUUUUCGUAGCUUAGAUUUAAUUAAGAAAAAGGCAAUUUGCCGGUAGUUUAAAAAGAACCACAGUUCUGUUCCACAAGAAGUCUGUUUUGGUAUAUAUGAGGUAAUAUGCUAUUUAGGCGUACCAUAUGGCCUAGAAUGAGUUAUGCCGAUAGUUGGCGCCCGGUCCGGCGUGUCAUUUCCAAAACGAACUUUGCUAGAAAUGAAUUGUCCAAAGGAGUUUGGAUAGUCGAAAUCGAAAUUGCACCCUUGCCACAAGGUCAUCAUAAAUUUGUAAUAGACAACAAUCCAAAGACAAUAGAGAAUAUAUGAAUUUCGUGAGUCCAAUAAAACUAUUUUUUUUAUAAGAUUAGGCAUCACAAAAUAGUUGUAAGACUUUUUUGGACGUGAUUUAACUAACUACAUUACAAUGUCUUAUAGUCUAUUGGUCCAUAAAAUGAGUGCAAUAUUUAACUGCAUUGGGGGUCUUAAUAAAUGGUUAAGCGGACGGAUUGAAAGCUUUUUCUAUGACAGGCCUUACUCCAUCCGUAAGCAUGCAAAAUAUAUGUUUUAUAAUUAAAUAAUGAAUUAUAAUUAAGCUUAUUGUGAGCUUUGGAUGUUAAAGAAAAAAAAAUGUUUAUCAUUAAUUCAAAAGUAUAAACAAUUUAAUGAUUAAAUCGCUAUAUUUAGUCGAAGCCAGGUGGUGAUAGAAAUAAUUUUAUUUCAUAAUGUUAUUUUAAGUGGUAAGGGUCAUUGGUUCUACAAUCCGUCCGCCAGCCUCUUCUGCCUAUCGCGAGUACCGUGUGCAAUCACAAAUUUGUACCAUAAUAAUUCUUAGAAUUUUUUUUUUAAUUCAUGGUCCUAAGGACUGAAAUUGUUAUCGUAUAACGCUACAAGUCUGUUAUUAUUAUUACUUAAAGGCAAAUAAAGGGCGUAUUUUUUAUUGUCGUAAAAUCACGACAACUAUGGCGAUCAAUCGACUUGCUUCGGUAGGCAGAAUGCACGUGGCCAAAAAUUCUGCAACUGAUUAAUCGAAAUAAAAAGGUACUGAAAUUCAGGUUCAAUAAAAUUGUGUUAUGUUCGAGUUACAAAUAAAAGAUGUUAUUACAGGCCUCUGUCGAUAACUUUCUGAGUAAUUAGAAACUUAUGUAAGGCGCAAGUCGGAUAGAAUAGAUUUUAAAUUUAGGAGGCAUUACUAUUUAUAUACUAAGACGAAAACGCGAAAUAUAUUGACAAAUAAAAAUAUCUGUUCUGUCUAGCUUGCAGCGCCCGUAAUCGGUAUAAAGUUUAGAUGUUAUUAUUUUGACACAUUGCAAACUAUAUCAAUGACUUAUAAAAUCUUACUUUUAUUUAAAUGUUAUCUGUGAUAAUUAUACUUUAAUGACAAAUUGAAAUCAGCCCGUUUGUACUGAAUUCAAUACAUGGUUUUCUGUUUUAUUCGUGACGUCGAAAUUAUUCGAGCCUUCGCCUGGACUAUCCGACUCGAUGGUGGGCGAAUAUGGUACACUCUGUUACCGAUAUACAGUUUAUGAACGCUUUAUAUACGACACUAUUGUAAGUUAAUGUAGAAGUCGAUUGCUUAAUAAAUUUAUGUUUACACUGAUCAACUGUAAUGCAAGCCAUAUUGAUCUCUUAGAAAAUACGAUCUCUGACCUGACGCCAGUCGAAGCAGAGAAGCGUAUUUUACUUGUUAAGAAAUAUUUUAGAAGAUCGACGAAGUAAAACUCACGAGCCUCGGCAAGUUGUAAUAAUGUAACUAGAUGUCAUCGUUCUUGUAACAAUAGCGUUGCGAUCCGCUGCGGCGCGGUCGUUCACUAGGCCAGUGUAUCGUUGGCAAUCUUAAAUACUAUAUUUUAUAGUUCAUUAAGUGACUGGAUUAUAUUUUUUAGUUUAGUAUGUUUAAUUCCUAAUGUAAAAAUGUGUGCGUGUGUAAUGUAUAUAUUUAUGACUAUACGCAUUGUAUCCAAAUGAAUAUGUCACCCAGGGAUUAUGUUAGCUGUACUGUACAUGAGCCUAGCGUGUUAAAAUUUUUGAAUUAAUAUCUCCUUGUUACGUCUUCUUUUGCGAAUUUUAGACUAAUAGGUAUAAAUGCAAUAAAUUAUUGAAAAUAGUAUUUUCAAAGCACUGUACUAAUCGACUCGUCAGCCAUUUUGACCCAAAUUAGUUAUUAAUAUCUUAUCCUUAUAAAGAUGUGUAAGUACUUCCAUUUUAAUAAGAUUUUUCAUAUGUAGAUUGUACGGCAAGGUAGACAUCCCUCGAGGGCUCACUUUUGUACAAUGUUGUUAUUCACGUUUAAUCUCUGCUCUCGCGAAUAUUUUAUAAUCUCAAAUAUCGUAAUUACAAUAAGCGAAAUCAAUUUUAUACUUAAUGAGUUUAACGUGGAUACUAACAUAGUGAGAAUGACUAUUGACAAACUGCCAAACGUGUGAGAGAGUGCAAGAGAAGGACAGUGUGCCUGGCGAAGAAUGUGUGCGGGUGUUUGUGAUAUGUAUUCGAAGUGCGUUAGACGGAUAUUUACGUUGUGUAAGAGAUAUAAUCAUGAUAAUUAUUACACCAAGCUCGAUGUUGACGCGGCCCUUGGCGCUAAACCGCUCUCGGGGACCAACCGUCUCGUUUGAAACACCGGUUACUUUCUCUUUUGUAUUGUAGUUUCCUUGCCCGUUCUCAGACUAUAUCCUAGACGAGGGGGUUUACCGCAAAGGGAUGCUAUAUUAGAGAAAAAUAACCGUUCGAAUUCUAUAAACCGUCAAAUUUAGUCCUGUAUAUAAAAUAUUAUAAUUUUUUGCAGUGUCUAACGAUUAUUAUAAGUGGAAAUGCAUUUUAGUUUAAGUUUUAGGCAAUAUUUUUAAAUGGUCAUUUCUAACGGAUCACUGCGAUUGACAGUCGAAUCUCUUAGAUACAAUGAUUUAAUUAAUAAAAAAAAUAGGAAAACAAUUGGAAUAAAUAACGUUAAGAAA